AUGGCGUCGACCAGGCUCAAGCAACGCCAGCCGUGCGCGCUCUCAUGGGCAUUGGAUCACAUUCACGAGUAUGGGGACGACCCUUCCCAGACCCCUCACAUGUGUUUCCCUUCCUCUCCCUCCCCCCUCUCCCCAACCCAGGCUCUUGCUAUAGACCAAGUAGAGGAAACGUCCAGGGCGCUCUCAUGGGCAAUGGACCACAUUCACGAGUAUGGGGGCGACCCCUCGCGCAUCUUCCUCACAGGCCACUCCUCAGGCGCCCACGUCUGCUCCAUGGUUGUGUGGCGCCGCCUCAGAAACCGAGCACUUGAGCAGCUAGCAGCAGUCAGCGCUGCUGCUGCUGCCACCCUAAGGCCCUCCCUCUCUGCCGCCCUCAAAUCCGCGUCACCCCGUUCAUUUGCCACGUCAGCUGGUCCCAACGCAUCAGAUGGUCCAGACGCCACGUCAUCAGAUGCUCCCCGUCCAGUGAAACGAUCAGCCAACUUUGAUAAAGCUAACUUUAACCGCCAACCAGCUGCUGCCAAGUCAUCAUCCGUGUCGUCCCUGUCAGUAGGAGCAGACCCAGAAGCACCAGGAGUAGCAGGAGCAGCAACGGGCAUAAGGGGUGACCAUGCAGGUGCAAUUGAUGCUGGUAUGCCUGUGACCAGUAUGGGAAGGGGAAGCGCAAUCUCAGGAGGGGGAAGUGCAACCUCAGUGGUAGAUGCAGUCAACAGAGCGACAUCAAAAGAAGCAGCGAAGCAGGCCCUUCGAUCCCACCUCCUCAAGUCAUCAGCUUUCACCCAACCCGCUGAUGCCACAGCGACUGACGCCAUGAUACCUCCAACGCCAUCCAUGCCUGCUUCUUCGCCUCUCCAACCAGCCCAAGAGUUCACCGUCCCUCUUCCCUUCUCUGUCUCCUCCUCCUCUUACACAGCUGCAGCAGCGGCAGCAGCAGCAGCAGCAGCAGCAGCAGCAGCAGCAGCAGCAGCAGCAGCAGCAGCAGCAGCAGCAGCAGCAGCAGCAGCAGCAGCAGCAGCAGAGGCAGCAGAGGCAGCUCCCACAGGUGCACCUUCAAGAAAUAUCGCAUCUCCCCUUUCCGAUCAAGAACCAUCCUCUUCUCAAGAGGCAGACCCCCUCUCCUCUGACUGCUUCUCCUCCAGGUUACUCGCCCCCUCGCCGCCCUCUGCUCUCGACAUUCUCAGGCAGGAGCUGGGAGGGGGUGUUGCUGAAGCUUGCAGCACAGCAGACUAUGUCCUUGGGGGAGAGGGGGGAGGAUUGGCAGUUGAAGGAAUGGGGGUAACGGGGGAGGGAUCAGGAGGAGUAGGAGGGGGAGUGGGGAUUCGGGCGAAGGCUUUGGUUUAUGACGACGCUGGUCAUCCGGAUUUUGCGUGCUGGGCUGUGAGGGGCGAGAGGAGAGGGAGAAGGGAUGGGGAGGUGAAUGGGGGAGAGGGUAGCGUUAAGGGUGGAUCAAAGGGCGGGGUGAGUGAAGGAAGGAAGGAAGAGGAAGGGGAAUGGAAGGGAGGGAUGUUAAUGAGGAGCAAGAGCAUGAGGAAACUGAGUCAACUGAGGCAAGAAGCAGAGGGGCGAGAGGGUGAUUCAGGGACCAAGGAUGGGGAGGAAGGGGAGGAAGUGGCAGGGCAGGUGUUAUCCAGUGGAGGUGCUUCUGAUGAGAUGGCUUGUGUGCGAGAUAGCCUUGAUAUUGUCACUGGGCGAGUGUCGCUGGAAGAUAUGGUGUGGCAGUAG
Closterium sp. Naga37s-1 is the source of this 1722-nucleotide messenger RNA. The record is from the annotation of a GenBank genome assembly. Lineage: Eukaryota; Viridiplantae; Streptophyta; Zygnematophyceae; Desmidiales; Closteriaceae.